AUGGGAGCGCAUCAGACCAUUGCACGUCAUCUAUGGCCCCAACCCCGGCAUGCUAGUAUUAAGCCAGAGCUGCUGAAGGAAGCAAGAGAAUGGUACGAGCGGUUUCAAGAAAGCAGUCUACCCCAAGGAGAAACCUCCUUUUCCCGGUCCAGCGGGCCGGGAGGACAGCAUGUGAACAAGACUGAAACUAAAGCAACAACGAGAUGGUCCGUUACGGCGCUGCUGCGUGUUCUGCCGACCAUCUUGCAUGACGAUAUUCGCAGUUCCAGUUACUUCACCCAAUGGAACGACUCUUUGACAAUGCAUGCCCAAGUCCACCGAAGCCGUGAUGCGAAUGUCACGGAAAACCGCAAAAAGCUUUUCCGAGAGCUCCAAGAACUGGGCAAACAUAGAAUUCCCAAAGAAACCUCUCCAACGGUUCUCAGACAACGCGAAACUCAAGACUCACGUAUCCCCACCCUCAUUCGCAAUGGCCUCCAAGAGAAGAAGCGCAGCUUCUUCGUGGUGGUCGGCGACCGAUCCAAAGAUGCCAUCGUCCACCUAUACUACAUCAUGUCUAGUAUGGAUGUAAGACAAAACAAAUCGGUGCUCUGGGCAUACAAAAACAAACUCCUUGGCUUCACAAGUCACCGAAAGAAACGCGAAAGCAAGAUCAAGAAGGAGAUCAAGCGCGGGAUACGCGAGGCCAAUUCUGAGGACCCUUUCGAGCUUUUCAUCUCCCUCCACGAUAUUCGCUAUGUCUACUAUAAGGAGACCGAAAAGGUUUUGGGUAAUACAUACGGCAUGUGUAUUCUGCAAGAUUUCGAGGCCAUGACACCUAAUAUUCUCGCGCGGACGAUCGAGACGGUCGAGGGUGGUGGUUUGGUGGUGCUCUUGCUCAAGGGCAUGAACAGCUUGAAGCAGCUUUACACCCUUUCUAUGGACGUCCACUCGCGGUACCGGACCGAAGCCCACGACGACGUUGUCGCAAGAUUCAACGAGCGUUUCAUACUCUCCCUUGGGAACUGCGAGUCAUGUCUCGUAAUUGACGAUGAGCUCAACGUCCUCCCGAUCUCGGGCGGAAAGGGGGUGAAGCCAUUACCGCCACCAGACGAAGAUGAACCCAAGAGCGCGUCGGCGCUGGAGCUGGAAAAGAUGAAGGACUCGCUGCAGGACACACAACCGAUAGGCUCUUUGGUCAAGCUUGCUCGCACAACAGAUCAAGCAAAAGCGCUGCUGACCUUUGUGGACGCCAUCGCCGAAAAGACACUCCGAAACACGGUCACCCUGACCGCAGCCCGUGGUCGUGGCAAAUCCGCUGCUAUGGGUGUGGCCAUUGCUGCCGCCAUCGCGUACGGGUACAGCAACAUCUUCAUCACUUCGCCGUCGCCAGAAAACUUGAAGACGCUGUUCGAGUUCGUUUUCAAGGGCUUCGACGCGCUCGACUACAAGGACCAUGCCGAUUACUCCAUCAUCCAAUCCACAAACCCCGAUUUUAACAAGGCUAUCGUUCGGGUCAACAUCCACAGGAACCAUCGGCAGACCAUCCAAUACAUCAGGCCCCAGGACAGCCACGUUCUCGGGCAGGCCGAGCUAGUGGUCAUCGACGAAGCUGCCGCCAUCCCCCUGCCUUUGGUGAAGAAACUUAUGGGCCCCUAUUUGGUGUUUAUGGCGUCCACGAUUAGCGGCUACGAAGGGACGGGGCGGUCAUUAUCGCUCAAGUUGAUCAAGCAACUGCGGGAGCAAUCUGCAACCGGGGUCAGCGCCAACGGUGAGGGGGCGGUCGAGGUGGAUCGGUCGAGUGGGCGAGCGGCCAAGGAGAGCAGCGCGGUUGGCGGGCGGUCGCUCAAGGAGAUUACCCUCGCUGAGCCCAUCCGUUACGCUCCAGGGGACAAGGUGGAGAAGUGGCUCAAUACUCUCUUGUGCCUGGAUGCGACAGUGCCAAAAUCCAAGCUCAGCACGCAGGGCUGCCCGGAUCCAUCGCAGUGCGAAUUGCUGCACGUCAACCGAGACACACUCUUUUCCUUCCACCCCGUUUCAGAGAAGUUCCUGCAGCAAAUGGUGGCACUCUACGUCGCCAGCCACUACAAGAACUCACCCAACGACUUGCAGCUCAUGAGUGAUGCGCCGGCACACGAGCUCUUCGCCCUCACCGGCCCGAUCGUCGAAGGACGUCUGCCGGAGCCUUUAUGUGUGAUCCAAGUCUCGCUGGAAGGCAAGAUCAGCAAGCAGAGCAUCCUGAACAGUCUGAGUAGAGGUCAGCAGCCUGCUGGUGAUUUGAUCCCAUGGCUGGUCAGCCAGCAGUUCCAAGACGACGAGUUCGCUUCCCUGUCGGGCGCUCGCGUUGUCCGCAUCGCCACUAACCCAGAUUACAUGUCGAUGGGGUAUGGCUCGAGGGCACUUCAGUUGCUGGUUGAGUAUUACGAGGGCAAGUUUGCGGAUCUUUCGGAGGAUGGCCGCAGCUCCCUGCAGCGGUCUGUUCCCAAGGCCUCGGAGGCUGGGCUGGCCGGCGCCAGUCUGUUUGAUGAUAUCAAGGUGCGGGAUAUGAAUGAGCUCCCUCCGCUUUUUGCAAAGCUGUCGGAGCGCCGUCCAGAGAAGCUCGACUACGUGGGUGUCAGCUACGGCUUGACCCAACCGUUACAUAAAUUUUGGAAGCGAGCCUCGUUUGCCCCCGUCUACCUGAGACAAACAGCAAACGAACUAACAGGGGAACACACCUGUGUUAUGAUCCGGCCGCUGCAGGAUGGCAAUGACCCAAGCUGGCUCGGCGCCUUCGCUAAUGACUUCCACCGUCGAUUUAUCGCCCUCUUGUCCUAUAAGUUCCGUGACUUUGAGCCCAAGCUAGCUCUGACGAUUGAGGAGUCAGCCAAGUCGGGUGCCCGACUCGACCCAUCCACAACAGCCUCCGAAAUCAACAAAGCUGACCUGGACUCGCUCCUGACACCAUUCGACCAUAAACGCCUCGAGUCGUACGCCAACGGGCUACUGGACUACCAUGUCGUCCUAGACCUCAUGCCCACCAUCGCACAGCUCUACUUCAGUGGACGGCUGAAGGCUGGUCUUCAACUGAGCACGCUGCAGCAAGUGAUCCUUCUUGCGAUUGGAAUGCAGCGCAAGGAGGUGGAUGUCGUUGCGAGCGAGCUAGGCAUUGGGACCUCGCAGCUCUUGGCUGUCUUCAUCAAAGUGAUGCGGAAGAUCACCUCGCACCUCAGCUCGCUGGUCGCGGGGUCGAUCGCAGCGGAGAUGCCAGACCAGAACAAGGUCGGUGUGAGCCGAGAAAACGCCACGGGAUUGCACGACGACGAGGUGGUCAACAGCAAGUUUGCACGCCUGGAGACUAGUUUGGAAGACGAGCUUGAACAAGGGGGUGACGAGGCGUUGAGCCAGCUACGAGCUAAGCAAAGGGAGCUGAUCGACUCGCUUCCCUUAGACCAGUAUGAGGUUGAGGGUGACAACGCCGCGUGGGAAGACGCAGAGAAACGGGUGCAGCAAGCGGCCAAGAGCGGGAAGGAGAAUCCCCUCGUGAGCGUCAAGUCGAAGUCGAAGCGCAAGGCCGAGGAAGCGGACGGGCACGACGAACGGGCGAGUCGCGGUGAAAAAGGGCAUAGCAAGCCCAAGAAGGCCAAGCGGGAGAAGCAGAGGUGA
Molecule: messenger RNA, 3624 nt
Organism: Dichotomopilus funicola
Lineage: Eukaryota; Fungi; Ascomycota; Sordariomycetes; Sordariales; Chaetomiaceae
Exons: 7
Coding region: 1-3624 (1207 amino acids)
Biological process (GO): rRNA acetylation involved in maturation of SSU-rRNA; translational termination
Cellular component (GO): nucleolus; 90S preribosome
Molecular function (GO): ATP binding; tRNA binding; translation release factor activity
Source: RefSeq, a predicted model, not a curated record